Messenger RNA from Talaromyces rugulosus, 1398 nucleotides. RefSeq lists its product as uncharacterized. The transcript has 2 exons. Gene Ontology annotation, biological process: phospholipid catabolic process. The record is from RefSeq and is a predicted model, not a curated record. The coding region runs from base 1 to 1398 and encodes 465 amino acids. Lineage: Eukaryota; Fungi; Ascomycota; Eurotiomycetes; Eurotiales; Trichocomaceae. Gene Ontology annotation, molecular function: hydrolase activity, acting on ester bonds.
AUGCAGUCUGCCAUCCUGUUGCUGGCCUCCGCUGGCGCCGCUGUCGCCCAGCUGGCCACCACCUCGGAGCCUUCGCUCUCGCAGAUCCAGCAGGCCGCGGCCACUGUCGUGCCUUCGUCGCCGACCUCGAACGUGGAAGGUGUCGCCUUCAAGCAGUUCUACCAGAUCUGGCUCGAAAACAUUGACUACAGCGCCGCUUCUGGUGACGAGAACCAGAAAUACCUGGCCUCAAAGGGUAUCACCCUGACCAACUACUGGGCCGUUGCUCACCCGUCAGAGCCCAACUACAUCUCUUCCGCUGCUGGCGAUCAGUUUGCCUUGGACAACGACGACUUCUGGCAAAUCCCAGAAAACGUCUCUACCGUGGCUGAUCUUCUCGACACCAAGAAGAUUUCCUGGGGUGAAUACCAGGAGCACUCGCCCUACCCCGGCUUCCAGGGCUUCAACUACUCCAACCAGGAAAACUUUGCUAACGACUAUGUUCGCAAGCACAACCCCUUGGUUAUUUUCGACUCGGUCGCCUCGAAUGCUUCUCGGUUGACUCAGAUCAAGAACUUCACCAACCUCUGGGACGACAUCAAGAACGACAAGCUUCCUCAGUGGGCCUUUAUUACCCCCAACAUGACUGAUGACGCCCACGACACCAACAUCACUUUUGCCUCAACCUGGGAGCGUGGAUUCAUCGAGGAGCUGGAGACUCACUCCAACUUCUGGAACGAGUCUCUGAUUCUGCUCACCUUUGAUGAGACCGAGCACUACCCCAUCAGCAACAAGGUCUUUUCCAUCCUGCUUGGCGGUGCCAUCCCCAAGGACCUUGUUGGAACCGUUGACGACACUUUCUACACCCACUACUCCUCCCUCGCCACUGUCCAGGCCAACUGGCGUCUUCCAUCACUGGGCCGAUGGGAUUGCGGUGCCAACAUCUUCCAGCUCGUGUCCAACAAGACUGGAUACACCAACUACGAGGUUGACACCAGCAACUUGUACCUCAACUCUAGCUUCAUUGGACCUCUUUCCCAGAACGUUUACUCCAAGUACUCCUCCACCUGGGCUGCUCCCCUUACCGGCAACCAGACCUGCUCUGCCGGUCACGGUAUUCUUCAGGCUGUCAAGGACACCUGGGGCAAACUGGCUCCCACCUACAACUACACCAGCCCCGUCCCCUAUGACACUGAUGCUGGAAAGGACGUCAGCACCCCGUUUUCCCGGAACGGUACUACCUGGUUCACUGGUGUCAACGACACCAAAUUGGCCGGUACUGGCACCUCUGAUGGCGCUUCCCCCACUUCUUCCACGGCUCCUGCCGCCACCAGCAGUGGUGCCGCGUCUUCCACGGGCACCACGGGUAAACUUGCCCUCGCCGUUAGUGCCUUCUUGCCUUUCCUUGCAGUCUUCUAA